Molecule: messenger RNA, 444 nt
Organism: Pochonia chlamydosporia 170
Lineage: Eukaryota; Fungi; Ascomycota; Sordariomycetes; Hypocreales; Clavicipitaceae
Exons: 1
Coding region: 1-444 (147 amino acids)
Source: RefSeq, a predicted model, not a curated record
AUGGGUCUACUUGACAAUCCACUCAGCCCUUUCCCAAAAGCACCACGGCAAUUGAUGCCUUGGACGAAGGUCGGAUCGGCACGACAAAGUGAAGAUGCCGCCUUGCAGGCUCAGUUUGAGCAAAUACAGGCAUUGCUUUAUGAACUCAAGACGACCAAGAGAGAGAUCGAGCUUCAGCUUCUGGAGAUCAACCGUCUCACGGAGGUGAACAAGGCACACAUGGAUGUAUAUUGUCAAAAUGAACGAUGGCGUGAAGAUGCAAGAGAUUAUCAAGAGGCGUUAAAGAACAUUAUGAGCUACACUCUUAUUACCGCCAGCGAUUGUCGGAAACGGUCCAAGGACAGGCAGACGGGGCAGUGGGUAAACAAGCCACUCUCUGGGGAAGAUAUUCACAUUGGCGUGGAUUGUGGUGAAAUGAACCGUGAUGGAUCAUACAUGAUUUAG